Cooperia oncophora is the source of this 249-nucleotide messenger RNA. The record is from the annotation of a GenBank genome assembly. NCBI's taxonomy places the organism in Eukaryota, Metazoa, Nematoda, Chromadorea, Rhabditida, Trichostrongylidae.
AUGACUGCUCCGAUUCCAGAAACUCGUCCACCAAUCCGGUAUGUGCUCGAUGUGACGAUUGCCUAUCCGAAUGGCAUCCCGCUCAGUCUCGCCACACUUGGAUUUGGUACUCGUGAAAAGUGUGACAUUGCUGUCAACUACAAGAUCUAUGAUGCUAGCGAGGUGCCAUUUGAUGACGAGGAGAAACUGCGCGACUGGAUGUAUGCUGUGUACAAGGAGAAGGACGAGAUGCUCGGUAAGAGACUCUGA